This is a messenger RNA of Oryzias latipes (Japanese medaka), 2949 nucleotides long. RefSeq names its product NLR family CARD domain-containing protein 3-like. NCBI's taxonomy places the organism in Eukaryota, Metazoa, Chordata, Actinopteri, Beloniformes, Adrianichthyidae. The record is from RefSeq and is a predicted model, not a curated record.
CUUCCAGAAGAUCCCAGCAGAGCAGCUGUCUGUCUGUAAACUUCUCUUCAUCUUUGAUGGUCUGGAUGAAAGCAGACUUUCUCUGGACUUCAACAACAGUCAGGUGGUGUCUGAUGUCACUCAGAAGUCAUCAAUCAAUGUUCUUCUGACAAACCUCAUCCAGGGACGUCUGCUGCCCUCAGCUCUGGUCUGGAUCACUUCCAGACCUGCAGCAGCCAAUCAGAUUCCUCCUUCAUGUGUGGACAGACUGACAGAAGUAAGAGGCUUCCAUUAUGCUCAGAAGGAGGAGUACUUCAGGAGGAGAUCCAGUGAUCAAGAUCUGUCCAGCAGAAUCAUCUCCCACAUCAAGGGCUCCAUGUCGCUCUACAUCAUGUGUGAAGUUCCAGUCUUCUGCUGGAUCACUGCUGUGGUUCUGGAGCACAUGUUGACCACAGAACUGAGAGGAGAGCUUCCUAAGACCCUGACUGACAUGUACUCCCACUUCCUGAUGGUUCAGACAAAGAGGAAGAAGAACAAAUACCAGCAGGAACAUGAGGAGAAUCCUCAGGAGCUGACAGAGGCUGACAUGGAAGUUCUUCUGAAGCUGGGGAGGCUGGCAUUUGAACAUCUGGAGAAAGGAAACAUCAUGUUCUACCAAGAAGACCUGGAGCAGUUUGGUCUGGAUGUCACAGAGGCUUCUUUGUACUCUGGAGUUUGUACUGAGAUCUUCAGAAGAGAGUGCGAGAUCUUCCAGAAACCAGUCUACAGCUUUGUCCAUCUGAGUGUUCAGGAGUUUCUGGCUGCAGUUUACAUGAUCCACUGUUACAACAACAAGAAGACAGAGGUGGUGGAGAACUUCUUGUUGGAUAAAACAGAAGACUUAUCUUUAAAAGAUUUUCUGGACAAGAUCAUGAGGAAAUCACUGGAGAGAGUUGUUCGUUUCCUUUAUGGCCUCACAAUGGAGUCCAACCAGAGAGUCUUAGGAAGCCUUUUGUGUCAGACAGAGACAAAUCCAGAAACCAUCCAGACAGUUAUUGACUACCUCAAAAGACUGCAAAUAUGCAUAUUAUCUCCUGAAAGAAGCAUCAAUGUCUUCCACUGUCUGUUGGAGAUGAGGGAUCUCUCAGUUUAUCGUGAGAUCCAAAAGUUCCUGAACUCAGAAAGAAAUUCAGACUCGGACCUUUCAGACAUCAACUGCUCUGCUCUGGUCUACAUACUGCAAAUAUCAGAGGAGGUGCUGGAUCAGUUGGGCCUGCACAAGUUAACAACAAACGCUUCAGGUUGUUUGAGACUAUUUCCAGCAGUGAGGAACUGCAAAAAGUUUCGGCUUCAGGCAAGACCAAUGGUGGCAAUAGUGGAAAAACAAUAUGGUAAAUGCUGGGGUUUUCCUUGGCCACCUGAGAUUCAUUGGAAUAUUGUGGCCUCGGCUCUGAAGUCCAAUCCCUCUCAUCUAAAAGAAAUGGAUCUGAAUGGGAGCGAUCUGCAUGAUAUAGCUGUGACGUUACUGUGUGAAGGAAUGGAGAGUCCAAACUGCAAACUGGAAAUACUGAGGUUGAAGGACUGUGGUUUGUCAAAGAACAGCUGGAAGGUUCUGACCUCUGCUCUAACAUCCAACCCGUCCCAUCUGACAGAACUGGACCUAAGUAAAAAUAAUCUGCAGCGAUCAGAUGUUCAGCAGCUCAUCAGUCUGUUACAUAGUCCAGACAGCAAAUUGCUGACUUUCAGGUGGCUCUGAUGGUCCAUCAGGUGAAGAAGCGGCCGUUUGUCUCCAGAUGUUCUGGACUUUGCUACUGAAGGAGGAGAGGAGAAUGAUGGAGGAGUCAGAGGAGGAGGAUAUGACUUUCAGAGCUUCAAUGAGAGCUCUGACAUCAGCUCCAUUCUUUUAAAUGUUCUUUUGAUUCAGCCCCACGCUGUGGAAAGAUGCUUUUGUUCAGCUUUAAACCUUUAGUUUGUUGGUUUAACCGAAAUAUUGUAGUGAUGAAAAUGAAAGACAACAAGUCAUCCACACAGAUGACUUGUUGUGUUGUGGUCUCUCAUUGGUCCAUCAAGAUAAAAACUUCAAAUUAUAAACCGUACUGGAAAACUGAAUUAAAUUUCUACAACUAUUAGAAACUGGUAAACUUUCAAAUUAACAGUCAAUAGAAAUGUAGAGAAAUACAAUGGCGAUGUUUCUCGACUUAAAUGCUGAGAAGGCAUGAUGGUUGCAGUGGAAUGGCCCUCGACAUAGAAGACUUGGUUUAAUUUAAGAAAUCAACAAAUGGAUUUCAAAAUCUAACAUUCCUAAACUCAAAAAGCACACAACUGUAUAAUUUAGAUUAAGAAAAAGCUCUGAAGGAAAUGAAAGAAGAUAUUGACAGCUAUUGACCUUUCACUUUUGUGAAGAAUAGAUAAGUUGAAAUUUCUUACAGAUAAUAUUGUUCUUGUUUCAACCUCUCCCCAUCUUAGUGUCUCAAUCCUUCACAAAGCCAUGAACUGUAAAUCCUCGAGUGGAACCAAGAGUUCCCUCAUUGUGUUAGAAAAAAAAUGUUAUAUUAACUGGUGACCCAUUUAAGAUUUUUUUUAAGCUUUAAAGAGAGUAUUUUUCUACAAUUGUGGUUAGGGUGGGAGUAAAUUGCAUAAUCUCUGCUUUCAGGUGAUGAUAUUAAGUACCAUGUUGUCUGCAGCCAGGUACUUUCCAAUCUACAUUGAAAACACUAUAAAAAAUUACAUUAAGAUUUAUUUUGUAAAAAAACAGAGACUGGUUCUAAUAUUAACCCACUCUGGAGGCUCUGACAGUCCGAACGGGAAAGUGAGCCCCCAAAUGAAGAUCCGCCGUCCUGGAGAGGAUCUCUCCUGUGGUCAGAAAUGUAAUCACAGGAAAGGUUCAACACUAACAUGCAUGUUUUACUGGUAUGUUGUGUUAACGUGCCCACGCCUUAACACCCAGUGCGCCUUUUGUAUGUGUCAAAUACCAAAAAAUUACCCAUAACU